Molecule: messenger RNA, 951 nt
Organism: Prorocentrum cordatum
Lineage: Eukaryota; Dinophyceae; Prorocentrales; Prorocentraceae
Source: the annotation of a GenBank genome assembly
UCGUCGGCGGCUCGCGCCUUCGUGGGCCUGGCGGGGCCUCCCUGCGCGGACCGCUGGGGCGCGGCGGGGCGCUGCGCGGGCUACGAGCUGCGCGGGCUGUGCCACGAUGGGGUCGCCGUGGCUGGGCUCGAGGCCAACGCCACCGAGGGCUGCUGCGCCUGCGGCCGCGGCGGGCUCCGGGAGGGCUGCCCCGGCGCGGCCUCCGAGGCACGGACCCUCUGGGCGGCGUGCCUGCCGCAGGGUGCGCAGCCGCUCGCCAGGCACGCCCGCCUGCCCCAUGGGCGUGCUGCAGCCGCCGGCGCGCUGCGGCUCCGACGUGCCUCCGUUCGCGGCGACGGCGGCUGCUGGCGCCAGGCCCCCGGCGCGCGGCUUCCGGCGCGGGAGGCCUUCCGCGCGGCGGAGGCGCUGCUCGCGGAUAGCACCUCGGGCGCCCGGCCGGACGGCCUGGUGGAGGGGCUGCUGCCGGCGAGGCACGCGGCCGACGUUGCCAUCGCCGGCAUGCUCGGCCGCUGCUUCGGCGGCCCGGGGCCGGGCGCCCUGGCCACAGCCAGGGUCGUGGCGGACGGCUCCGCGCACGUCGGCGUCUUCACCGGGCAGACGUCGCGGCACCUGCUCGAGGGCCUCCCUCUGCUCCGCCUCCACUGCGUCGGCCCGUACGCCGCGGAGGACGAGCACCCCGAGGCAAACGGCGAUGUACAUAAAGGUUGCCAGAACUUGUCGCAGAGUGCGGCUAGCUACAUCGGUGGCCCACUUGACAUGGUGUUCUUGGACGGCUCUCACUGCUCGGAGGCUGUCUGGGGGGACCUCUUGUCAUGGGCGCCGUACACGCGGCGGAUUGCUGGACACGACAUGAACAUGGCUUCGUGGGGCGUGGCGCACGCCGUGAUCCGCUGGUCGGCUGGUCGCGCAGUUCACCUCUCGGCAGACGGCGUCUGGUACGUGGACGUGUGA